GUACUUAGGUACUUAGGGUAAGUAAAGGAGAGCCGAAUGACAGUACAAAAUGGACGAUUCAAUGUCAUCUGAAUCUCCUGCAGGUCCGUCCCGUCCUACCCCUUUUCCACCGUACCAGACCCCCACAACCGCUGUGGGUUUAGGACUUAACCCUCCUCAACCGUUCCCAACUUCCUUCCCUAGUCCCGGCCCCGUUCACGUUCAACCUAUGCAAGGUGAUCCUUGGGCCAUCCAUCGUAUUCCUCCUGAACCGCCAACGAGUCCCAUUCCCGCUGAGGAGCAACAUGGAGAACAAGUUGGGGAAGAGGGAGAGGGAGCGGAGGAAGAAGAAGAAGAGGCGAUGUCAGAAGGUAGUUCAGCGGAAUAUGACCCAGAGACGAAUCCUGAAGAAUGGGCGAAUAGGUUAGAUGAGCUAGCUGGAGUCUUAGAAGUAGGUGAAGAAGAGGCCAGGGCGAUAAGAUGGGGUCCGGCAUUAGGACAGGACCGAAAUGUCCCAGAUCUACCACUCGAGGAAUUCAAAGCUCUAAUCAACCAUCAUCUCACCACCACCGAAUGGCGUUACACUCCAAACCCUACAAUGUCAUUCG
Tremella mesenterica DSM 1558 is the source of this 587-nucleotide messenger RNA. RefSeq lists its product as uncharacterized. The transcript is spliced from 2 exons. Lineage: Eukaryota; Fungi; Basidiomycota; Tremellomycetes; Tremellales; Tremellaceae. The record is from RefSeq and is a predicted model, not a curated record. The annotation marks the transcript as partial.